This is a messenger RNA of Calypte anna (Anna's hummingbird), 1131 nucleotides long. It is a transcript of the gene MAD2L2, whose product is annotated as mitotic arrest deficient 2 like 2. The record is from RefSeq and is a predicted model, not a curated record. The transcript is spliced from 9 exons. Gene Ontology annotation, cellular component: zeta DNA polymerase complex. NCBI's taxonomy places the organism in Eukaryota, Metazoa, Chordata, Aves, Apodiformes, Trochilidae. The coding region runs from base 49 to 684 and encodes 211 amino acids.
GCGACGCCGCCCGGGCUGCGACCGCCGGCGGUGCCGGCUGUGGGCAGGAUGACCACUCUGACCAGGCAGGACCUGAACUUUGGGCAAGUUGUUGCAGAUGUCCUUUCAGAGUUUCUGGAAGUGGCUGUUCACCUCAUCUUGUAUGUCAGAGAAGUUUACCCUAUUGGGAUCUUCCAGAAGAGGAAAAAAUACAAUGUCCCUGUCCAGAUGUCCUGCCACCCAGAGCUGAACCAGUACAUCCAGGACACCCUGCACUGUGUGAAGCCUCUGCUGGAGAAGAACGACGUGGAGAAAGUUGUAGUGGUAAUCCUGGAUAAAGAGCACCACCCUGUGGAGAGAUUUGUCUUUGAGAUCACCCAGCCACCUCUUCUGUCCAUCAGCUCUGAGUCCCUGCUGUCCCACGUGGAGCAGCUGCUUCGUGCCUUCAUCCUGAAGAUCAGUGUGUGUGAUGCUGUGCUGGACAACAACCCCCCAGGUUGCACCUUCACAGUUCUGGUUCACACCCGGGAGGCUGCCACAAGGAACAUGGAAAAGAUCCAGGUGAUCAAGGACUUCCCAUGGAUCCUUGCUGAUGAACAAGAUGUGCACAUGCACGACCCCAGGCUGAUUCCCCUGAAAACCAUGACCUCUGAUCUCCUCAAGAUGCAGCUGUAUGUAGAGGAAAGAGCCCACAAAGGCACCUGAUCUCCAGCCAGCCUUGCCUUGGAGCCUCAUCUGAUCUUCCAGUGGAAUGAGACAGCUCACAAACCAUACCUUGCCCACCCUCUCUUCAGCAGGUCUUCUGGGUGAAUGUAGAGCAGCUGCUGCCUCUUGAUUUCAAGUGCUCUUAACCACUGUACAUAGAACUGACUUGGAAUGUGGAGCCAGAGCCUGUUCCCAUGUGCCCUCGUGUGGGAGAGUGAGUAAAAAGGUUUUGUUGCAGUGAAUCCCUGGGAGCAGGAGGACAGGGAUGCAGUCACUGUUUGUGCAAAUCCAGCCCUCACCUCCAGUGCACACUGGAAGUGACACAGCCACCUCUUCUCUGCUCCUCUAGAGCAAUGGACUCGUCCCAAGGGUGAGUGAGGCCUUAGGUAGUGUCUGUCCCCUCUGACUGUCCCCAGGAGUCUUCAAUAAAUCAUAAAUUUUACCCUA